Exophiala viscosa is the source of this 1294-nucleotide messenger RNA. Its product is annotated as 1-acyl-sn-glycerol-3-phosphate acyltransferase. NCBI's taxonomy places the organism in Eukaryota, Fungi, Ascomycota, Eurotiomycetes, Chaetothyriales, Herpotrichiellaceae. The record is from RefSeq and is a predicted model, not a curated record. Gene Ontology annotation, cellular component: membrane; endoplasmic reticulum. Bases 304 to 1185 code for a protein of 293 amino acids. Gene Ontology annotation, molecular function: 1-acylglycerol-3-phosphate O-acyltransferase activity. Gene Ontology annotation, biological process: phosphatidic acid biosynthetic process. The transcript has 2 exons.
CCGAGUCAAAUGACGUAUAGCUGGCAAGCCAAAAAAAAUUGGGUUUCGGUGUGGCAGUUUGGCUCCAUGUUGCUUUUGCGUGGGGUACAGGAUCACCACCGCAACACCUUUUUGCGCACCUUGUGAUCAUACUGCCUACUCCAUGAGUAUGUCGUUGACCACAAGACCGACAGCUGUCCUUGAAAUUCCUUAUAUCCUCGUCGGAACUGCUGUCCCUCCUCCACCUCGACUGCCUUGAGAUUUCCGUUGCUUCACCACACCGACCACACCGACCGGAUUCCUCCCCAACGUAGUCUCUCAAGCAUGUUUUUCCUACUCCGCUACACGAUUUACUUCCUUGUAGGCUACAUAGCCACCGCCGCGAUGUUGUUCGGUCUUUACACCUACCUGCCCAACCCUCCCCGAGUCCUCGGCUUCAUUGCCCGCACCAUGUCCGCCUACAUGAGUCUGAUUGUGUGCGCAGCCUACGGGACCAUCGCCUCGGCUAUACUCAAACCUCUGGGCCUAGAAUAUGCAUACGCGCAGUGGAGCACAGGGAAGGUAUUCAAAUACUUAGGCAUGUACACCAUGGGGAUCAAAUUCGACAUCUUGGGCAAUGGUGUGGAGAUCCUGAACAGCAACCGGCCCGCCGUGUUCAUCAUGAACCACCAAACCGAACUGGAUGUCUUGCUCCUCGGCUGCAUCUGGCCCCAGUACUGCUCCGUCACAGCAAAGAAAUCUCUACGCAACAUGCCAUUCCUGGGCUGGUUCAUGACUCUGUCUGGUACAGUCUUCAUCGAUCGCGUGGACAGAAGUCAAGCCAUGAAGGCAUUCGAGGGUGCUGCGACGGCAAUGAAGGUGAAGAGACAGAGCGUCCUCAUCUUUCCGGAGGGUACGAGGAGUUACUCCGCCGAGCCUAUGCUGCUGCCUUUCAAGAAGGGAGCUUUUCAUCUCGCGGUCCAGGCGGGCGUACCGAUUGUUCCAGUGGUGGCAGAGAACUACAGCUCUGUAUUGAAUAUCAAGGCUCGAAGAUUUAACAGCGGAACCAUUCGAGUGAAAGUACUCGAUCCAAUUUCUACCAAGGGUCUCACACCUGCCGAUGUCGACAAUCUAACACGAGAUACGCGCGAGAAGAUGCUGAACGCGAUCGUAGCUAUGGGACAGGACAAAGAAUCGUUAUCAGUCAACUCCAAGAAGGACUCGUAGGCUUUGAAGAUUGGUCAACUCCCUUUCUUUCCAUCGACAUCGUCGCUCAGUUUCCGGCAAGAUUUGUGGUAAACAGCAUGAGGCUCACUGAUCAUGGCUUCUCCAUGCC